Blepharisma stoltei is the source of this 2114-nucleotide messenger RNA. Lineage: Eukaryota; Ciliophora; Heterotrichea; Heterotrichida; Blepharismidae. The record is from the annotation of a GenBank genome assembly.
AUGAUAGUUAGAUCUAAAAUUAGGAAAGAUAUAAGGCUGAGCAGACCGCCAGAAAGCUAUGAAAGACUGAUAGAAAAAUUGAGCUCUGUUUAUAAUGUAGAUGAGAAAAACAUGUGAAUUACUUAUAAUGAUGGAAGUUUUGAAGAAGAGGUGGGAAAUGAAAUUGAUUACAACAAAUUGCUAAGUCUUUUGCCAAAAUUAAUAUUUUAUAAAUAAAAUUAAUUAUAAAUUUUGCUUUGACUAUAUAAAGAGUAAGUAUUAUUGUUAAAUUAAAUAUAAUUCUCAGAGGAAAAAAUAAUUUUUAGUUAUUUAUAAAUAAUAAUUUUCUCUAGGAUAUUAUAAGAAAUUGGUAAUUUUAACUUACUCCCCCCCCCCAUCCUUGAUCGAACGGUUGACUGUAAAAAUUCCUAAAAAAUUGGGGAAAUUAACCCCCAUCCUUGAUCGAACGAUUUUCAUAUCAUGCAAAUUUUUUAUAUAUAUAAAACAUAUUAGUUAUCAAACGCUUUGGAAGAUGUGCCUAAUGAAGUUGUUUUCAGAGCUUUGAGACGACAGAAAGCUGCGAAAUCAACCAUCCGAAGUGAUUUAGACAUCAACCUAGGCUUUAAAAGCUCAAUAAUCUAAUAAAAUAGAGAUUCUUUAAAAUUUUUAAAAAAUAUUUAAUUUAAAUUAAAAUUUAUACAGUUUAAAAGGGUAACUAAUAAAUCAAAAUAUUAAAAAUUGGUAUUUUUAUGAAAUUAAUUCAAUUUUUUGCUGUAAAAAUAAUUAUUAAAUACUCUUAACCCUCUUAUUUAACCCCCAUCCUUGAUCGAACGAUGGCGAGUCGUUCGAUCAAGGAUGGGGGGGAGUUAGUAUAAAAAAUUAAAUGAAGUUGAAGUGAACGCACAUAUAAUUAACAGAAAGAAGGAGAAUAAAAGCAAAAAUACCAUUUUAUGGGUAAUUACUACAAUUGUUUUGCUUAUCUUGACUUAUCUAUUUUCAGACAAAAUUUCCAUGGAUGCAAUAGAAAAGGGAGCACACUUUGGAUAUACUUCUUUGAUAUGAAUUGGAGAAUAUUUAGCAAUUCUGCUUACUAUGAUAUUUGAUUUUAUACUCAAUUUCAGCAUUUGGGCAUUUUAUGUGAUUUCUUCCUCUUUAUCUGCGUUUUUAGGGAAUUUUACAGUCAUUUUCUAUUGAGUCCCUAUUUUAGUCCCUGGCGCUCUGCUAUCAAAGCUUGCCUGGUUUUGGAUUGCAGCAUGCAUAAGAGAACGAAUUUUUCCUAAAAUCAAAGCCUUUUAUUUUCUUCUUAUGAUCUACAGCUUUAUUCCUAACACCCUUGGAUUUAUUGUAUCAAUUAUCCUAAUAGUAUUUUUUACUGUUUCCUUACUCCCCCCCCCUCCGUGAGUGAACAAAAAAAUUUUGUUCACUCACGUCACAGAGGGGUUAAUUUUUUUUUUUAAAAAAAUUUAUAUAUAAAUUUUAUAAAAAAAUAUUUUUUUUUCGAAAUUUAAAAAAAUCCUAAUUCCCAAAAAUUGGAAAGCAAAUAUUAAUUUAAUUUAUAAAAUUUAUGUUUUAAAAAAGCAAUUCGUUUAAAAUUUAAACAGAAUUAGCUCUAGAUUUCAUUAUAAUAAUUAUCAUUUAUAUAUCAAAAUUUUUUUCCAUAAAAAAUUUUUGUAUUAAAAAAGUUUUUGUUCACUCACAGAGGUGGGGUUUUUUGGCAAAAAAUAGCGAUUUUUCUAAUGGUUUUGUUCACUCACGGAGGGGGGGGGGAGUUAGCAGUUCUUCUGCAUGAAAUCACGGGUUCAGGCUCAAUGAUCGUGCAUGCAUUUCAUCGAUGAAGAUUUGGUCGAAAAUUUUUAAAUAGUGCGGAAUUUAAGGGUUUUUUUUCAGUCAAAUGCCUCACUCAAAAAAUUAGAACAAAUUUCAAGCCGCACUACCAAAAGUAAACAAUCAUUUGGCAUGAUCCGAAAUCACACAAAUAGGCUACAAUCAAGAAGACUUAGUCUAUAUCAAAGAAGUCUUAGUUUUUCAAAUCUCUGCUUUAAUUCGUCUAUUUUAUUAUUACUAUCAUUUUAUAUAUUAUUAAUUGCAGAUUUGAUAGAAUUCAAAAAUAAUCAAAAUCACGCAAAACAGUAUAA